Molecule: messenger RNA, 1228 nt
Organism: Carassius auratus (goldfish)
Lineage: Eukaryota; Metazoa; Chordata; Actinopteri; Cypriniformes; Cyprinidae
Product: actin-related protein 2/3 complex subunit 5-like
Exons: 4
Coding region: 146-598 (150 amino acids)
Biological process (GO): Arp2/3 complex-mediated actin nucleation; regulation of actin filament polymerization
Cellular component (GO): actin cytoskeleton; Arp2/3 protein complex
Source: RefSeq, a predicted model, not a curated record
CCACCACUGACUACCAGACAGACAGACAGACACAGUAGGCUGCAGGAGUCGCCAGGCUGGUUUAGCAUAGAAGACUGUCAAGAUUCCGUUCAUGCAAAACAUAGCGGUUAGCCGAACAUCAGACGGGGAAUAAAUAGCCUUCAUCAUGUCAAAGAAUACGGUGUCCGAUCGUUUCCGUAAAGUGGAUGUGGAUGAAUACGACGAGAACAAGUUUGUGGACGAGGAAGAGGGAGGUGAAAACCAGCAGGGUCCAGAUGAGGCAGAGGUGGAUUCUCUCAUCAGACAAGGGAACCUUAUGGGUGCCCUGCAGGCAGUAUUAAAAAACCCACCAAUCAACACCAAAAAUCAGAACGUCAAAGAUCGCGCUGAAGGUCUAGUGUUGAAGGUGCUCAGCUCCUUUAAGAGCACUGAUAUAGAGAAGGGAGUACAGUCUCUGGAUAAAAAUGGAGUAGAUCUGCUCAUGAAAUACAUCUACAAAGGCUUCGAGCGGCCGUCCGAGAACAGCAGCGCUGUCCUGCUGCAAUGGCAUGAAAAGGCUCUCUCUGCAGGUGGAGUGGGCUGCAUCGUGAGGGUCCUAACAGCCAGGAAAACAGUGUAAACUCCUACGGGUUAGCAUAGCGCUCAUAAAAACACAACCCAGCAGUAGGAAAUCCUGCUGAGACACUCAAAAACAAAGUGAAGAUUUCCCACAGGGUGCUGAAGAGGUCCUCUCAUCUGAUUUCAAUGCAUUUUACCCUCUUCUGUUAUAUCACUCUUAACUCAUAUAGUCGAAAACGCAUAACCGUGCCAUCAGCCGUACGCUAGAUUUAUCGUAGCUUCUCAGGAAUACUUUUAUAUGCUCUUCUGUAUAGUAUUCAUCAACCUGUUAAAAAAGUCCUCAGCAAAAUCUGUUUGAUUUUCUUGUCAGAUGGAGUCCUCUCAGUAAUUGUGACUUUUCCUAAUGCUGUUAUAGAGUAUUAAUGUCCUGUCUUAAUGUAUCUGUGCCAGCAUUCCAAAGCACUUAUUGCUGUGGACCAUUGUUAUUGUAUGUGUCAGAAUGCACAUGUCUGUAUCCAGUGUGUGUCAGGGGGCAUUUUUAAGCCAAUCAUGAUAAAUACUGCCUCAAAGCAGAUCAUUACUGAUCCAGUCUGAUCUGAGACGUAUCGUCUGAUCACAGGGACCUGCCUCUACAAUGCAGUUAUACAGAAAGACAAAAUGCAAACACUCAAUAAACCAAACUGGUAUAUGA